AUGAUAAAUCUAACGUUGCUCGCGGAUUUGAUAACUAAACCACUCACUCUGUUGGUCUUGAUCAUGAAGAUAACAGUAAUGGCUCAUGAUGAUGGCGUGCCUGCAAUGCUGUCGUCGGUAGCUGUAACCGUGGUGUUUGCUGUUGGGAGUUACGAAACUUGCGAGUUAGCCGUCGACAGGGAUACACCUAUCGGAACGAAGCUGGGAAACAUUGAGGAGUACUGCAAUCACAUUACAAAGAGAAAGAUUCUCCGAAGGUUUCUCUCAGAUGAGUCUAUUUUGACGAUAGACUCAGACGGGAACCUUUUCGUUAGUGGAGUCGUUCACAAAGAUGACCAAGUGGAAUUUGUAUCUGUGACUGUGAAUGGAGCGGUGACGGUAUACCAUAUGCGAAUAGAACUUAGCCAGGGCAAUCCCAAUCCACCAAUUUUUGAAAAGAAAAUCUUCCAUUUUGCUGUCUCGGAGGAUGUCGAACAUGGUGACAUGGUGGGCGUUGUCUAUGCAGAGGAUUGUGAUCCAGGUCUUGCGGGGAAGCUACUUUACCGCAUAGAAGCUGAUGAAUUGCCGUUCAAAAUAUUUCCAAAUGGAACUCUUGUGAUUUCUGGGCCACUGGACUAUGAGGCACAGAGGCGAAACGUUCCAGAAAGCGAAGAAAAAGUGAUCAGAGGUAAUAGAAGUAUAUUCAAAUUCCGAACUAGGCGGGGUUCGCAACAAGCCAGUGCACAAAUUGUUAUUGACCUUCUGGACGUUGAUGAUAAUCCACCGGCAAUCGAAGAUGCUGAGCUGAUUUAUGCGGUAACGAACACUGAGGCUACAUUUUGCCCUAUCAUCACGGACAUUGACACUCCGAAAGAAGUUCUCAUAUCCUCUGUCUCAGCUCCUGUAGAAAUCAUCACCACCGACAGCUGUAUUCACGUAUCCGACGAUGUUCCAUCAUUCAUUCAAUGGACAGUCAGCGACAAGAGCCAACAGAUAACCGUCAAAGUGGUGUUGCUUGACAUGCUACCGAAGAGCCCGAACAUUCAUGAUGAAAACGUAACUAUGAGCGAAAGUGCUGUGAAAGGAACCAUUGUGUCAUCUUAUGGAACCACAAUUUUCUUGGCCAAGAGAAGUGAUCAGCUAAUCGUUGAUGCGAAUGACCUUAAAGUCAGUGUUGAACGAGGAAUCACUGAUGAUGAAACUGUAGUUUACGCCAAAUCGCAAUUUGGAAGAGUUUUAAAGAGCUCCAAAUUGCAACUAAUCUCAUCUAAUAUGGCUCCACCUCCAGUAUUUUCUAAAACCACCUAUGCUUUCAACGUUUCCGACAUGGCUCCAGUGAACACCACAAUCCACGACUUUCAAAUGUCUGUACCUAACGAUUGCUACUUGGCAUUUGUCAGCGAUGACCGAGGAAAGACAUUCUGCUUCCCAGUGGGCAGCACAUUGGCUCUCUGUGGGCAUCUCAGAAAACCUCGCUACGCACUGGUUGCUGAGGUGUUAUGUGGUAACGAAGUAAGAUCUCGCAGUGAAAUAAUCAUUACGGUAAUUCCAACAACUCCAUCUGAUUAUCCGAUGGUGGGAUUCUUGAUGGAAAAUGUGUCAGCACUUGCGAUUGCUCAAUUGCACAGUGUUCAUGGUCAGAAGUUCGCUUAUCGUAUUGGUGAUCGGCGACUCAGAGAGAUAUUCUCUGUAUCCCCUGAAGGGAUGUUGAUGUCUGUUCGACCAUUAACUCAAUCGAUUCGAAGUGUCUACGGUGUACCGGUUGUUGCACAGCCGGAAUACGGACGACCAACAACGCAGCGUGUUGUGGUUAGUACGUUGGCUCGGGUACCGCUUACUUUAUUGGACCUAGACAUUGACAUUGCUGGUUUUCUUUACGUAUUCGUCGACGCUGAUGCUGAAAAUGCGGUCAGUCCUCGGAUUAUGAACGCAACUAUCGUACUAGGCGAUACGCCGACAGAGAUCGAUUUGAGCUCCAUAACUUUUGAAUCAAAACCAGAAUGUGUUCCAAACGAAAGUGAGGCGUAUAAGGUAUCAGGUAACUGCCAUAUUACUGUGAAAGAAUCGGUCGGCAACGCAUUGCAGAAAGUUAUGAUCAAUGAUACAUUAAUCGAGAUCACGCUAAACACUCUACAAAGUUCGGAGGAGCUUCAACAAUCAGCUCUGCAAGUCAUCUUCUACGCAGCACCGGCCAGAGUUGCUGAUUUUCUCACUGAGCUUCAGCGAUCCUAUACUGACCUGACGUUCUAUCCGUUGGCGGUCAAAGUUGACGCUGCUCAGCAUCGCAAUGCUCUAUCGCUCGCUGUGAUCGAUCGUAAUCACCGAGUGAUCACCUCGAACGAUUCGCGUGACAUCUUGCAUGGUUUCUUCCAAAGGAACGAUUUUCCACACGCACUCUUGCAGUCGAUGUCGACGUCUUUAUGUGAUAGUGUUUUCUGCAGCAACGGCGGAAUAUGCCGUCAGCUGGUCUCACUGCAGAACGCCAGUACCACCUUCUACGGAUCAGAAUCCAUUUGGAGUAUUCCGAACGGACUUCUCCAAACAAGAUGUGAAUGUGGAGUCGGUUUCGUUGGUGAGUAUUGUGAAGAAGUGAACCAUUGCAGUGACAUUAUCUGCCCCGAUGGUCGAUGUUCAGCAGCUGGGAGCUGCAUGAGAGGCUGUGAGAAAGGAUGCGUCAAUGGCAUGUGCUCCGACGGUAUCUGCAGAUGCCUUGCUGGUUUCUCGGGUGUUGACUGUUCUAUACGAAACAAAGAUCGGAAACUCAAACGAAAACGACCGUACGAAUUGAAGAAGCCGUCGAAAAAGCGUAAGAUGAACUGCUCUGAAAUGAAAUGCGACGGUGGUACAUGUCAAGCUGAAGGUGGACGAGCGAUUUGUCAUUGCGUUGGUGGCUUUGAGGCUGUUGACUGCUCAAAAGCUGGACAAGCCUAUUCGAUGACCUCUGGAUCCUUUACGCUAGCACCAACGGAACAACUCCGAAGUAUCCUCGCGGCUGGUGCGCUGUCUCCGGCUGAUUCGUCAUUCUGCCAUGGAAGCCAGUCAAUUGAGAUUGAUUUUCGCACGCGAAAGUCACACGGAACAAUAGUGACGCUGUUUUACGAAUCGGAGCUCGCCGUCGUUGAAGUGCAUGCUUCGGUAGCGCGUUACCGCGUCUUCAACAGUUAUCGGACCCUUGUGGAAAUCACGCUUGGUAGCCAAUCAGUGGACGACGGCAAUUGGCAUCAAGUUGUACUUGAGCUCAGUGGGGACAGAAAAGUGAUCACAUUCAAAGUGGAUGGGAUUGGGAAGCAGGCAAUGUCACGUGUAGUGCUGCCGUCGAUAAUCUCAGCCGACUUGAAACGGAUCGAGCUUGGAGUCAAUGGAAUGCGAGAACAAUUUUCCGUCUGUCUUCGACGAUUCGUCGUCAAUGGAGAACUGCAAUCCCUCGAAAUUGAGGAGAACUACUCUAGUGAGUUCUUCACAAAAGCCCUCAGCGGCGAUGUAUCUGCUGGCUGCUCUGUUGGUUCAGCCCACUUGGCAUUGCUCCAGAAGCCUGGGGUUCUAGCAUCACUGCUCUGCGUAGCGGUCUUUGUAGCUGCUGCUUUGGUGGUGCUAAGUGUCGCAAGAGUAGUCAGACGUCGCGAAGCACCGAAAAAGAUCACAUGGCAACGGACAGAGGAAAUUGAUGCAUACGCGGUGCACAAACCGCAAGAGUUCGCUUAUGGACACCUUAAUCAGGCAAUGUCAUCGUCUUCAGAAGGACCUAUCUAUAGCUCAGCUGACGGUUAUGAAACGCCAAUCCAUCUAAGACAACAACACCGUAAAAUGAGGUCGGCUACGACACCACCGAGAACCGUUGCCGACAUCGUACUUGCUGUUCACCCAUCUUUAUCAGACACUGAUAGCUAUCAGAGCUCCUCAGAAAGCUUGGGCUCCGACCAUAGGCCACAGCCACCACCACCACGGGGAAUGUACAGAAAUAUAGCCUAUUUUUGA
Molecule: messenger RNA, 3954 nt
Organism: Haemonchus placei
Lineage: Eukaryota; Metazoa; Nematoda; Chromadorea; Rhabditida; Trichostrongylidae
Source: the annotation of a GenBank genome assembly